Molecule: messenger RNA, 1452 nt
Organism: Capsicum annuum
Lineage: Eukaryota; Viridiplantae; Streptophyta; Magnoliopsida; Solanales; Solanaceae
Product: coiled-coil domain-containing protein 115
Exons: 7
Coding region: 403-1038 (211 amino acids)
Biological process (GO): vacuolar proton-transporting V-type ATPase complex assembly
Cellular component (GO): extrinsic component of endoplasmic reticulum membrane
Source: RefSeq, a predicted model, not a curated record
UAUAAAAUGUUUUACAGAAUUUGUAUAUGUGCUGGCCUCUUCUGGGACAUAUAUAAUAUUUAUAUUUUUUUAUUUUUUUAAAAAAAGGCAUUUUAGAAAAAUAUAAUUUUCAACCAAUAUAUGCAAGAGGGUAAGUUGGUCAACUUAAUAUAUGAGUGUUCAAUUUCCUACUUGUAUAAUUUUUUUUUCCAUUAAUUAUAGUUUUAUAAGCUUAUAUAAUCUUUAACCAAGUAUGUAAUUAGAGGGGGUAAGUUGGUCAAUUUAACAUAGAAGUGAUGGGUUGACGAAAUCGGAUCGGGUCGGGGCUAGCUAUUAAUAGUGGAACUAGAAUUAAAUCAACAAAUUAAGAAUUUCUAGCUUUCUCCCAGAAUUGUACAGCAAGCAGAUUGUGAUUGAUUGAAUAUGGUGAAUGAAGAUGCAGAAAUGCAGAGUUCCGAUAAGAAUGUUUUACAGUUACUGGAUUCUACAGACAGCUAUCUACUUCUUAUGAAUUCUCUUUCUUCUUCACUUCGCCAGGGAUGGCUGGAGUUGGCGAGUGCUAGGCAUUCCAUGGGUGCUUCGCGUAUCAGUAGUGCAUUGUUUGAUCUCAAAUCUCAUUCCGCUGCCACUACAUUGCAAUUAAAUCAUCAAGAUGCUGGACCUGAAUUAGAGAAAUCACAUUUCAGUUUGUGCAAGUGGGCAUCAUCUGAGAGUUCAAAAAGCUGUUCUGAGGAAGCGAAAUUUGAGGAGGAUAAGCUGUUACAGAAGAAAUCCAUUAGUCCAAAGUCUCUGAAUCAGGAGGGUUUGUCAAAUUCUGUUCAGGAAGAAGUGUCAGAAGCUCAAGAAACUACUGAAUCACCACGCACGCUGGAGGAUCAAGCUCGAAAAGAGCGACUCAAGUCAUUAUCCAUGUUUGGAGUGCUGGUCUGUCCAAAGCUUCGAGCUGCCCAAUCGUCAUUUGAGACAGCUUUGGAAACUCUUGUAGAAGUGGCAAAUAAACGGGCAGACCUUCUUAAUGCGUAUGACCAGGUUCGAGAACACAUGAAGACCACCAAAUGAGAGAAGAAGCCCUGUAUCUGGAGAUCGCCUCCUUCUGACUUUUGCCAAGGGGGAUAAAUCAAAUAAAUGCAAAUACGGCCCUGCCUAAAAAGGAAAACAAAAAGGAGAAAAGAAAAGAAGAGGAACAGACUCGAAGGUCUGCAGAUGGUGGUAUUUUUCGAACUGAUCUGUCUUUAAAACAAGUCUCUUCAUGCCUGGUGUCCUAACCACAAGUCGAUGUCUGUAUUUCUGCUUAUCUAUAAGAUUCUACAGUGUAAGUCCUUGCAUGUUUCAUGGUUUUUCCACAGGGCGCAUAUUUAAGUUGUGCAAUUCUGCGGUUUAAGUCCUUGCACAUUUCAUGUAGUUUCCCACAGGGUGCAUAUUUUAUUUGUGCAACUAACUCAAAACUUAUGAACUAGUCUUUUUUUUUUUUUU